CAGAAUCCAAUAUGGCGGCAAAACAUCUUGAGUAAAAUAUUUGUAAACUGGCAUUAUCUUUAGAAUAUAACGCAUUUGAUAAUAUUGUUUGGAGUGAACUGAUUCAACCUCAUAUACAAUAUGCUGCUUGAUGGGGUACGACAGAGAGAUGUGCUAAACAUGGCUUUGAUCUGCUAUGUCAUCCCUUAAACAGGAAGCCACAGGGACUUAAGGGCUUAUCCAAAGCUGACAGUCCAAUAUGUCAGCCAAUAGUUGUGGAGAAAGGCUACCGUUAGAGCUGAUGCGAGUUGUCUUGUCAUAUCUAAAUGUCACCGACCUUUGUCGAUGUGCUUGCGUUUGUAACUCAUGGAAUGAACUUGUCAAAUCACUUGAUAAAACUACAUGGAAGUUCUGGUACAAACGCAACCUCGAGUGGAGACUGCCUUUGUGGCCUAUGUCUCAAGAUGAAGAGGCAAUAUCAUGGCAGAGGGCAUACAGGGAAAAUUACAUAGCUUCAAAGAUUUGGGCUAUUGGUGGUGGAAAUUCUGAAAAAACAAAUUGUUUGCUUGUGUUCAGACGGAAACGAGAAAGGCGAACUUUACAUGUAGGUGCAGGUUUAGAGUAUACAACUUUAAAGAGUGCUCUUGCAGUGGCAAAUGAUUACGAUCGUAUACUCAUCCAUCCUGGGACAUAUGACGAACAGUUUGAAAUGUCAUCGAAAAUUCCAUUUGAAUUAGUUGGUGCAGGUGAAUUAGGUAGUGUAAUAUUGGUGAUGUGUAUAGAACAGAAUGCACUGACAGGAAGGCUGUGUAAUUUAACCCUCAGGGCACCAUGGUUCACCCAAUAUAUACUUAAGGUGCGGACUGGUCACGUCCAAGUUGACACAUGUACCUUUGAAGAUGGGCAAAUCCUAGUGCAGGGCCCUGCCACGUGUCAUAUCAAACACACAACCUUCAAACACGCUUUCAUCACAAUGCAACAAGUCAAUGUGAGCAUAAUAGAAAAAUGUGACUUCAUUAAAUGUGAACCUGCGGCAGUUAUUGUCGAAGGUCACCCAAAGGAAGACUCCAAUUGGAUAUACCUUCGUCUUGCCAAGCUAGCUAGAAAGUUUGAUAAACCAAUUUUAGAUCACGACAACUAUUCCAUGCAUAGAAAUGCUCAAAGUAAUGAUGGUGCUACUCCCAAUAGACAUGAUGCUGAUGAUGAAGAUUCAGACGGCACAGAUGGUAAUCACGUUGAUGAACCCAACCAAAGCUCUGUUAGUUUGCAAUCAAGAGCCUUGUCUCAUUCAAACAGUGCCCAGAACUAUGAUAUCCCUCCAGAUGAUGACUUCACUAUUGACAGUAGCAGCGACGAUGAUGACAAUGAUGAGGCUGAUGAUAACAUUCCUAACAAUAAUGUAUUAGACUUGGACUAUCUGGAUAGCUUUGAUACUGAUUCAAGCGAUAUGUCAGAUACAUUUGAUCACACUGAUAGUGACAGUGAUUCCUCCUCAAAUUAUGAAGACGAUAGAUCUGUUUUACAAUUGUCGAACCCAAACCGCCAUAAACUUUUACACGCUACCUCUAUAAACACAUUCCAAAAUGACAUUCAGUCGUUACAUCAUAAGGCUGUUACUCUUAACUCAGAUCUGCUUCAGGACACAGCUGUGAUAAAUAUGCUGGAAAAUAUUUUGGGGUGUGUCAUGAGAAAUUGUCGUGUGAGUCAUGGUAAAGGAGGUGUCAUGGUAGCCAAUCAAGCCCAAGCUGUCUUAAUGGCGAAUGAAUUCUGUGAUUUACAAUAUGGAGUAAGAUGUAUACAGAACUCAAAGACAGUUCUUUGGAAGAAUAACAUCCACCAUUGUAAGACAUCAGGGGUGUUUAUGCGGCUGGCGGCUCGUGGUCUCAUUGCUACUAAUGACAUUCACCACAAUAUAGAGGCAGGGAUAGACAUCAGGAAAAAUGCUGAUCCCCUUGUGCAAUGUAAUCGUAUCCACCAUGGCAAAAGAUCAGGGAUAGUUGUCCUUGGAAGUGGGCGGGGCAUAAUUAAAGGCAAUAAUAUAUUCGAAAAUAAGGAGGCGGCAAUAUAUAUUCUGUAUCGUGGAAACCCAAUAAUCUGUGGCAAUAGGAUUUGGCGAGGCAAGGCAGCAGGCAUAGCUAUCAAUGAAAAUGGUAGAGGGCACAUUAUAGAUAAUCUGAUAGGAAACAACCAGUGGGGAGGAAUUGACAUCAGACAUGGUUCAGACCCCUUGAUCACCAACAAUCUGAUUUGCAAUGGGAUUGCUGAUGGUAUAGUUGUUGGUGAAGGUGGCAAGGGGUCUAUAAGAAACAACAUUAUUCAUGCAAAUGCAGGAUGUGGGAUUUGGGUGAUGUCUGGGUUGCAACCCUGUAUCCAUGGAAACCAGAUAAGCAGUAAUGGAGACUCGGGUAUCGCCUUCGUCAACACUAGGGAUUUGCAUCACGGGGCAUCCCGCACAAAUGACAUAGACGGUCAGAGUGCUCAAAGCGCAGAGUUACAGCUAUUCAGUGAGACCACUGCUGAAGAUGAUGAUGGCAGAGCAUCAUUUGGGGAGGCUACCGUAGAAUACAACAGCAUCUACCACAACUCUGCAAGUGGAGUGUUUCUUCAAAGUAAGGAAUCAAUCCACAUUAUGGCGAAUGUCAUCCAUGGAAAUCGGGAGAUAGGCAUACAAGUCCACCAGGUGGCGCCAGUGUUGCUAAUAAAUAACAGUGUGACGUGUAAUGCUGGAUCUGGGAUUGAAGUAGCUGAAUUUGCUUCAGUGGAUAUCCAUGGCAAUGGUAUCUAUGACAACAGAGAUGAAGGGAUUCUGCUGCAAAGUGAAGGAGAAAUCUGGGAAAAUGACAUAAUAGGAAACCAAAGGGCUGGGAUCCUUGUUCAUAAUGCAAAAGACGUCAAAAUAUCCAAUAACCGCAUACAUUCCAGUGAUGAUCCAUGCAUCAAUCUAACAGGGUUCACACAACCCGUGAUAGAAAAUAAUAUAUUAUAUAAGGGACGCUCUGAACCCAUUGCGCAGACUUCGGAAGCUGGAGGCCAGCUCUCGCAAAAUUCCAUCCUUCCUAUACCUGUACCAGACAAAGGGUUAAAUGCUGACAAAACUAGUUCGAUUCCUGGAACUCCAAACUGGAAGCUUGAAAAUCCAGCCCCCCGUCCCCACAUCAAGGCACCUCCAGCACUCUCUAUUGCCCCUGCCCACAGGGUUACUACGGUAACCAAGGUGAAGAAUCCUGCUGGAGGAACCUGUCAACAUGAAGGCAGUAAAACAUGCAUCAUUUUGUGAAACUUCACACGUUCUGAUUUGUUAUUAUUUAAAUGCUUACUUAGAUCUGACACUUUGUUUAAAUCUAGAGUGCAAAGGCUGACAUACUGUACAUAAACAGUACAGUUUUGAGAUAAGUUUUGUAUUUUAUAGAAUUUUAAAAAGGGUGUUAGAAAAAUGCUAUCUUAUGCUUUCAUAAAAAAUUGCUUAUUUGUUCAAUUUGUUAGAAUUUUAAAAGGGCAGACUAGUGCCAAGAUCUGCACGGCGACCAUUUUGCUCUUCAAAGUGUGAUAUUUACCGCUCCCUGUCUUGUUGC
Messenger RNA from Owenia fusiformis, 3551 nucleotides. NCBI's taxonomy places the organism in Eukaryota, Metazoa, Annelida, Polychaeta, Sabellida, Oweniidae. The record is from the annotation of a GenBank genome assembly.